ACCAAAUGAAAGAUACCCACUUUGACAUUUCCCAUUUUCCCCUUUGAUUCUCCUUCUCUUCCUUUUUCUUUCUUUUUUUUUUUUUUUCUGAUUUUGGGGUUCCUCUAUUUCCUGUGAAGCUUGAAUUUUUAGAACCAAAAAACUAUUACUAUAUUCUUUUGCAUAAACAAAUAAAUAAAAGAGACAGCUUUGGAGCAAAAGGGAAGAGAGAAAGAGAGUUUUUCUGCAAAGCAUCAUGAACCAGAAGGCUAAUGUUUCUAAAGAACUUAACGCUAAACACACAAAGAUAUUAGAUGGCCUUCUUAAGUUGCCUGAGAAUCGAGAAUGUGCAGACUGCAAAAGCAAGGCGCCACGGUGGGCUAGUGUUAAUCUUGGAAUAUUCAUUUGCAUGCAAUGUUCAGGGAUUCAUAGAAGUCUUGGAGUACACAUAUCAAAGGUGAGAUCAGCCACUUUAGAUACAUGGCUUCCGGAACAGGUUUCAUUUAUUCAAUCCAUGGGGAACGAGAAAUCGAAUAAUUACUGGGAAGCGGAGUUGCCUCCCAACAAUGACAGGGUUGGAAUCGAGAAUUUCAUUCGUGCAAAGUAUGUGGAAAAGAGAUGGAUUCCAAGGGGUCGAAAGGAAAAAUCAUCUCCAAGCGUAAAUGACAAGAAGGAAUCACCUCACAAACUAGAAGCUCUAAGUGGUGCAUAUAAGAACACGAAUAAUGUAAAUCCCGUUUCUACAGAGAAGAAAAUUAUUCACCAACCUGUUGCAAAUAACGGCAUUCCUACUCCUAAAAGUUCCUCUCAAAUGAACGUAAAUGUUCCUCAAAAGGUUAAACCCGAUAUAAAGCCAGAAGAACCUCGAUAUAAACCCAAACCAUCAGCCGUAACAGCUGAACCUGUAAAGCAGGAGGUUACUAAUACUCCAUCAGUCUCGAAGGCUGAAUCCAUAAAGCGAGAUGUUAAUACUACUGCACCAGUAAUAGCAUCAUCCAAAAUCGAUUACGCAACUGAACUGUUCAAUUUGCUCUCUAUGGGGGACUCGGGAGAAAAUGACUUCGGUUCAGCUCAUGAUAAUUCUUUGCAACCUACUGAAGCAAAGUCCACCAAGGAGGCAAGUGAUGUUAAACAAGAUACCAUAUUUGAAAAGUCAAGUACAGUGUCUCCAUUUUCCGUCCAUCAACAACUUACUACGCUUCCCAAACAACAAUCUAUCACGAGCACUGCUACAAAGCCCAACGGUAGAUCCCAAGCUUUUCCUAUCAACGCGCAUCAAUUCAUUUCCAAUGGCUUUCACUUUCCUUCUCCAAAUUCUGGAAGCGUUGGCCACCAAGUCCCUGGAAUGGUAAUGCCAGUCGCUAGUCAACAGAAUCAUUUACAGAUGGGAAACAACCAACAGAUGCACCCUGCAGGGAAUUCCAUUAAUUUUUCGACUUCCAGCUUCACCACCCGAGUGCCGGUAGUUCCAUCAUCAACCAUCAACAUGAAAAGCAUCGGAGGUAAGCCACUCCCAACACCUCCAGUUCCUAAAAUAACACCAUCUCAAUGGGGAAAACACUACGAUUUCUCAUCGUUAACACAAGGGAUGUUUACAAAACGGUAACUCGCCCGGCCGAAUGAUUGUUGAAGGGAAAGAGUACAUAUUCAUUUCUCAAAGAAACAAAUAAAUUAUAUUUUUUUUGUAUGUCAUUUUCCUCAGGUUUUUGCAAAUUAUUUUUUACUCAUUUAGAUAUAUAUUGAGAACUGAUUUUUCAUCAUUCAAUUUUAUUAUACAUUCAUAUAAUAAAUGUGGUGAUAAAGGUUGGUUCUUUUUA
Gossypium raimondii (Peruvian cotton) is the source of this 1796-nucleotide messenger RNA. RefSeq names its product ADP-ribosylation factor GTPase-activating protein AGD5. Lineage: Eukaryota; Viridiplantae; Streptophyta; Magnoliopsida; Malvales; Malvaceae. The transcript has 11 exons. Gene Ontology annotation, molecular function: GTPase activator activity. The coding region runs from base 236 to 1585 and encodes 449 amino acids. The record is from RefSeq and is a predicted model, not a curated record.